Oppiella nova is the source of this 394-nucleotide messenger RNA. NCBI's taxonomy places the organism in Eukaryota, Metazoa, Arthropoda, Arachnida, Sarcoptiformes, Oppiidae. The record is from the annotation of a GenBank genome assembly.
AUGUUCACAAAAUGCGUAGCACUCGAAUUGGCUCCCAAUGGCAUCCGGGUUAACGGGAUCAAUCUCGGUUACGUGAAGACUGGGGAGGCAGUUCGUCCGCACCCUAAUAAAACAAAAGCUGACGAAUUAAAGGAGAAAUUGCAAAAUAUGUGUCCAUUCGGACGGGCGGGUGAGCCCAUGGAUGUGACAAAAGCCGUGUUGUAUUUGUCGUUCGAUGACACGUCGUUUGUGACCGGACACAACUUCGCGGUCGACGGAGGCUUACAACACGUGCUGUCCGGAAUAAUAGGCUGACCAGAAUAUUAUUCCGAAAAGUUUCAUUUUGUCCAUUAAUUUUCUAUAAAACCGGGACAAAAACUAGACAGCCUUUUAAACUAAUUAUUGUAACCAAUAG